AUUGCAAUUCCUGGUAAUGUUCGGUUGAAAUGUAUCUCCUGGAAUAAGGAUCAAGGUUUCAUAGCCUGUGGUGGAGAGGAUGGAUUGCUGAAGGUCCUGAAAUUAGAAACACAAACAGAUGAAGCAAAAAUCAAGGGACUGGCACCUCCUAGCAAUGUUUCUGUGAAUCAAACUCUUGAAGGUCACAGUGGUUUUGUGCAGGUUGUGACAUGGAAUGAACAGUAUCAAAAACUGACUACCAGUGAUCAAAAUGGCCUUAUCAUUGUGUGGAUGAUGUACAAAGGUGCUUGGUAUGAAGAGAUGAUUAACAACAGAAAUAAAUCGGUUGUCCGAAGUAUGAGCUGGAAUGCUGAUGGGCAGAAGAUUUGUAUUGUGUAUGAAGAUGGAGCUGUGAUUGUUGGAUCGGUGGAUGGCAAUCGCAUUUGGGGAAAGGACUUGAAAGGUUCCCACCUGUGCCACGUGGCCUGGUCUUCUGAUAGCAAAGUGUUGCUCUUUGGAAUGGCAAAUGGAGAGAUUCACAUUUAUGACAACCAGGGAAAUUUUAUUGUGAAAAUGAAGCUGAGUUGUUUGGUGAACUCAUCUGGAGCAUUCAGUAUUGCUGGGAUACACUGGUACCACGGCACCGAAGGCUACAUUGAACCCGACUGUCCCUGCCUUGCUGUCUGUUAUGACAAUGGAAGAUGCCAGAUAAUGAGAGAUGAGAAUGACCACAAUCCUGUUUUGAUUGACACUGGUAUGAAUGUAGUGUGCAUUCAGUGGAACCCGUGUGGCAGCGUUUUGGCUGUGGCAGGCUCCCUCAAAGCAACUUCUCAGGAUAAAGAUGUCAACAUUGUGCAGUUCUAUACUCCAUUUGGUGAGCAUUUGCGUACACUGAAAGUUCCUGGUAAACAGUUAUCCUCUUUGUCCUGGGAGGGAGGUGGACUGAAAAUUGCAUUGGCUGUCGAUUCUUAUAUAUAUUUUGCAAACAUUCGUCCACAUUACAAGUGGGGUUACUGCUCCCAUACAGUGGUGUAUUCAUAUACCCGACCUGACCGCCCUGAGUGCUGUGUCAUAUUUUGGGACACAAAAAAUAAUGAGAAGUAUGUGAAAUACGUCAAGAGCCUUAUUUCCAUAACAACCUGUGGAGACUUCUGUGUUUUAGCAACUAAAGCAGAUGAAAAUCAACCUCAGGAGGAGCAUGAGACAGAGUCAUUUGGUGCAAUGUAUGUGCUGGUUCUCUGCAAUUCUAUUGGCACACCCUUGGACCCAAAAUAUAUUGAUAUCGAGCCCUUGUUUGUCACAAUGACCAAAACACAUGUGAUAGCAGCUUCUAAAGAAGCAUUUUACGUCUGGCAGUAUCGUGUGGCCAAGAAGCUCACAGCAAUGGAAAUCAAUCAGGUAGCACGGACCAGAAAGGAAGGCAGAGAAAGGAUCUAUCAUAUUGAUGACACCUCUUCAGGGUCGGCAGAUGGGCACCUUGAUUACAGCAGAGCAGUUGAAGGAACAAGAGAUCCAAUUUGUGCAAUAACAGCAUCUGAUAAGAUACUACUUGUGGGAAGAGAAUCUGGCACUAUCCAGAGAUACAGUCUCCCUAGUGUGGCUGUAGUGCAGAAGUACACCCUGAACUGCCGUGCCUAUCAGCUGUCUUUGAACUGCAACUCCAGUCGUCUUGCUAUCAUAGACCUUUCGGGGGUUCUGACUUUCUUUGACUUGGAUACAAGGGCAGUAGACAGCACAGGACAGCAAGUGAUAGGUGAGCAGCUGAAACUGGAACGCAAAGAUGUCUGGGAUAUGAAGUGGGCCAAAGAUAACCCAGAUUUGUUCGCAAUGAUGGAGAAGACAAGAAUGUAUGUUUUCAGAAACUUGGAUCCAGAGGAACCUAUACAAACAUCUGGAUAUAUUUGCAACUUUGAAGAUUUAGAAAUCAAAUCUGUCCUUCUGGAUGACAUAUUAAAGAAUCCUGAACAUCCUAACAAAGAUUAUGUCAUCAAUUUCGAGAUUCGGUCGUUACGAGACAGUCGAGCAUUGAUUGAAAAAGUUGGCAUUGAGGAAUCUUCCCAAUUCAUAGAAGACAAUCCACAUCCCAGACUUUGGCGGCUCCUGGCUGAAGCUGCCCUUCAGAAGUUGGAUCUGCAGAUGGCUGAACAAGCUUUCGUGCGUUGCAAAGAUUAUCAAGGUAUUAAAUUUGUGAAGCAUUUGGGCAACCUGCAGAGUGAGUCUAUGAAGCAAGCAGAAGUGGCAGCCUACUUUAGCAGAUUUGAAGAAGCUGAAAGAAAGUAUCUGGAUAUGGACAGAAGAGAUCUUGCCAUCGGGCUGCGGAUCAAACUGGGAGAUUGGUUUCGGGUAUUACAGCUGUUGAAAACUGGCUCAGGGGACUCGGAUGAUGCCCUUCUGGAACAAGCACACAAUGCUAUUGGGGACUAUUUUGCAGACCGUCAGAAAUG
Molecule: messenger RNA, 2423 nt
Organism: Acanthisitta chloris (rifleman)
Lineage: Eukaryota; Metazoa; Chordata; Aves; Passeriformes; Acanthisittidae
Gene: WDR35
Product: WD repeat domain 35
Exons: 20
Biological process (GO): non-motile cilium assembly; intraciliary retrograde transport; protein localization to cilium
Cellular component (GO): non-motile cilium; intraciliary transport particle A
Molecular function (GO): protein binding
Source: RefSeq, a predicted model, not a curated record